AUGUUGGGUUUAAGAAACGGUUUGAAGACUGGUUUGAAGUCUGUUGCUCCAGCCAGAUUAAUUUCUACUUCUGCAGUUGCUGCCAAGUCUACUUACAGAACUCCAGAUUUCGGAGACUAUAUCAAGGAGAAUAACGAUGCUGACAAAGGUCGUUCUUAUGCUUACUUUAUGGUUGGUUCUUUAGGUUUGUUGUCCUCUGCCGGUGCCAAAUCCACCGUUGAAACUUUCAUCGCUUCUAUGUCUGCAUCUGCAGAUGUUUUGGCUAUGGCUAAGGUCGAAGUCAACUUGGCUGCUAUUCCAGAAGGUAAAAAUGUCGUUGUGAAAUGGCAAGGUAAGCCAGUUUUCAUCAGACACAGAACCGACCAUGAGAUUCAAGAAGCUAACAGUGUUGAUAUGUCAGCUUUGAAGGAUCCUCAAACUGAUUCUGACAGAGUUCAAAAGCCAGAAUGGUUAGUCAUGUUGGGUAUCUGUACUCAUUUGGGUUGUGUUCCUAUCGGUGAAUCUGGUGAUUUCGGUGGUUGGUUCUGUCCAUGUCACGGUUCCCAUUACGAUAUCUCCGGUAGAAUCAGAAAGGGUCCAGCUCCAUUGAACUUGGAAAUCCCUCAAUAUGAAUUCGAUGGUGAAAACUUGAUUGUCGGUUAA
Kluyveromyces lactis is the source of this 642-nucleotide messenger RNA. It is a transcript of the gene RIP1, whose product is annotated as ubiquinol--cytochrome-c reductase catalytic subunit RIP1. NCBI's taxonomy places the organism in Eukaryota, Fungi, Ascomycota, Saccharomycetes, Saccharomycetales, Saccharomycetaceae. The record is from RefSeq and is a predicted model, not a curated record. The transcript has a single exon. Gene Ontology annotation, cellular component: membrane. Gene Ontology annotation, molecular function: quinol-cytochrome-c reductase activity; 2 iron, 2 sulfur cluster binding. Gene Ontology annotation, biological process: mitochondrial electron transport, ubiquinol to cytochrome c. Bases 1 to 642 code for a protein of 213 amino acids.